This is a messenger RNA of Echinops telfairi (small Madagascar hedgehog), 4436 nucleotides long. It is a transcript of the gene ADAMTS13, whose product is annotated as ADAM metallopeptidase with thrombospondin type 1 motif 13. The record is from RefSeq and is a predicted model, not a curated record. Gene Ontology annotation, biological process: proteolysis; extracellular matrix organization. Gene Ontology annotation, molecular function: metalloendopeptidase activity. Gene Ontology annotation, cellular component: extracellular matrix. NCBI's taxonomy places the organism in Eukaryota, Metazoa, Chordata, Mammalia, Afrosoricida, Tenrecidae. The transcript is spliced from 27 exons. Bases 1 to 4341 code for a protein of 1446 amino acids.
AUGGAGCUGUCCCUGGACACCUCGGACCAGGUUGGGGUGACCCAUGUGGAGGAGUAUUCUGGAGCCAGCCCCAGUGGGCGCCAGAGGGGCUGGAUGUGCUGGGCCAGCGGCCACCAGGAGGCUCCCGAGAGUCCUUCUGCCCAAGGGUCCCGCCCAGCCCAGCGGGCUGGGUCUCUAUCCAGCCCUCACACUGCCCAGCGCACGCUGCCCUGGUGGAGGGCCUUUCCUGAGAUGUGGGGGCUGCCUCGCUGGGGGGCAUGGCCCUCUCUCCUUGAGGCCAGCCUGGGGGGCCUGGUGGCAGCUGCCCUCCUCCUCCUGCGCUGUGGGGGUUCCUUACAGGGGCAGCAGGGUUUUCUUCAGGCUCUGGGGCCAGAGGAAGUGGGCCCGCGGUCAAGCGGUAAAGGUGGGCCUCUCUCCCCUGGUCUCCUGGGACAGACCCGGGCUGUGGAGGGCGUGCUGCACCUGGAGCUGCUGGUGGCCGUGGGCCCCGACGUCCACCAGGCCCACCAGGAGGACACAGAACGCUACGUGCUCACCAACCUCAACAUUGGCUCAGAACUCCUGCGGGACCCGUCCCUGGGGGCUCAGCUCCGAGUGCACCUGCUGAAGAUGACCAUCCUGACAGAGUCCCAGGAUGCUCCAAACAUCACAACCAACAUCACCUCGUCCCUGCUUAGCGUCUGUGACUGGAGCAGGGCCAUCAACCCCACAGAUGAUUCGGACCCGGCGCAUGCGGACCUGGUCCUCUACAUCACCAGGUUUGACCUGGAGCUGCCUGAUGGGAACCGGCAGGUUCGGGGAGUCACCCAACUUGGGGGUGUCUGUUCCUCCUCGUGGAGCUGUCUGAUCACCGAGGACACUGGCUUCGACCUGGGGGUCACCAUCGCCCAUGAAAUCGGGCACAGUUUGGGCUUGGACCACGACGGCGUGCAGGGUGGCGACUGCGAGGCGAGCGGCCACGUGAUGGGGGCGGACGGAGGGACCCUGGCCCGCGCCGGUCCGGCCUGGUCCGCCUGCAGCCGCCGGCAGCUGAGACACCUACUCAGCGCAGGGGGGGCGCGCUGCCUGUGGGACCCGCCGCGGCCACUGCCCGCGCCCGCGGGGCGCCCGCUGCACGCCCAGCCCGGCCUCUACUACGGCGCGGACGAGCAGUGCCGCGUGGCCUUCGGCAGCCCCGCUGUCGCCUGCACCUUCGCCCGGGAGCACCUGGACGUGUGCCAGGCUCUUUCCUGCCACACCGACCCCCUGGACCACAGUAGCUGUAGCCGCCUGCUCGUCCCACUCCUGGACGGGACAGAAUGUGGGCUGGACAAGUGGUGCUCCCGGGGCCGCUGUCGUUCGCUGGCUGAGCUGCCCCCAACGCCUGCUGUACACGGGCACUGGUCCAGCUGGGGGCCCCCCAGUCCUUGCUCCCGCUCCUGCGGAGGAGGUGUGGUCACCAGGAGGCGGCUGUGCAAUGACCCCAGACCCGCCUUUGGGGGGCGUGCGUGCCCAGGGGCCGAUCUGCAGGCUGAGCUGUGCAACACCCAGGCCUGUGGGACCAGCCAGCUGGCGUUCAUGUCCGAACAGUGCGCCCAGACUGAUGAUCAACCGCUGCUCCUCCCCAUGGGCGGUGCCACCUUCUACCGCUGGGGCUCAGCCGAGAAGUACAGCCGAGGGGACACUCUGUGCAGACACAUGUGCCGGGCUGUGGGGCAGAGCUUCCUCGUGAGCCGUGGACACAGCUUUGUGGACGGGACCCGCUGUGUGCCCAGCGGCGCUCGGCAGGACGGAACCCUUAGCUUGUGCCUGUCGGGCAGCUGCAGGACAAUGGGCUGCGAUGGCAGGCUGGACUCCGGGCAGGUGUGGGACGUGUGCCAGGUGUGUGGAGGGGACAACAGCUCGUGCAGUCCACAGAAUGGGUCUUUCUCAGCCGGGAGAGCCAGAGAGUACGUGACCUUCCUCACGGUCACCCCCAACUUGACCAGCGUCUACGUCGCCAACCGCAGGCCCCUCUUCACCCACCUGGCCGUGAGGAUCGGAGGGCGGUACAUCAUAGCUGGGAACAGCAGCAUCUCUCCCAGCACCACCCGCCCCUCGGUCCUGGAGGACAGCCGCCUCUCCUACCGUGUGGUCCUCACGGACGAGCAGCUCCCACACCACGAGGAGCUCCGCAUCCAGGGACCUGUCCAGGAGGACAUCGAGGUCCAGGUUUACAGGCGCUACGGUGAUGAGUACGGCAGCCUUGCCCGCCCAGACAUCACCUUCAGCUAUUUCCAGCCGAAGCAGCUGCCGGCAGGGGUGUGGGCUGCCGUGCUGGGGUCCUGCUCGGUGAGCUGUGGGGCAGGGAGGCGCUGGCUGACCUUCCGCUGUCUGGACCAGGCCCACCAUGAGUGGGUGGUGGCUGCCCAGUGCCAUGGGAGCCCCAAGCCACCAUCAAGGCUGGAGCCCUGCACCCCCGCACCUUGUCCCUCCAGGACAGAGGCGCUGCGCCCAGCUGUGAGGAACCAGACCUGCGUCCUGGGGACAGAAGGCCAGCAGAGGGCAGCGGCGGCUGCACCGUGCUCCACAGGGGGGUCAGCACCCACAGUGGCACCCUGCACAGGGGGCACGUGUCACCAGGAAUGGGACCACCUGGCUGCCACCUCUCCUCCAGAGGCCACUCUGCCCCCGCUGGGCAGUGCCAGGCCCCGGGCUUUUGCUGCACAUGUGUGGAUGCCCCUGGGUGGGCCCUGCUCCGUCUCCUGUGGCCAAGGUGAGGGACCUCCAGGCUCAGAUGCCCUAAAGGGUCCUGUCCAGAAAGCAGUGGAGGCAGCUCCCAGGCCAGGCCUCGCACCCCCAGCAUGGCUCUACCUGUGGACCCUCUGGGUGAGGCAGGCAGCCAUGGGUCUCACGGAGGCCCCCUCUGGGCACGCGGCCUCUGCUUCCUCCCUAGGCCUGCGAGAGCUGCAUUCUGUGUGCAGGGAUGCUGCCCGAGGCACGGUGGUCCCAGAAGAGUGGUGUGACCCAGAGGGCAGGCCCGGGAGCCGGCGGGAGGUGUGCCAGGCUGCCCCGUGCCCAGCGCGGUGGCGAGUGCUGUCACCAGGACCGUGCUCUGCCAGCUGUGGCCUCGGCUCUGCCCAGCGCUCAGUGGCCUGCGUGCGGCUGGACCAGGGCCAUGAGACUGAGCUGGGCCCAGAGGCCUGUGUGGGCCUAGAGCGGCCGCCAUCCAUUGUGCCCUGUCUGCUCGCCGACUGUGCCUACCGGUGGCAGGUCAGCACCUGGAUGCAGUGCUCUGUCUCUUGUGGGAAUGGGAUCCAGCGUCGGAGGGACGCCUGCCUCGGCCCCGAGAUGCCCGUGCCUGCCCGCUUGUGCCAGCACCUGCCCAAGCCAGUGACGGUGCGGGGCUGCUGGGCAGGGCCCUGUGGAGGGCAGGGGACGUCCAGCCCAGCACCCUCCAAAGUGACCACGGCCGGCCGGACCCCAGCUGCCCCCGCAGGAGCUGCCUCAGAGCUGCCCGGGACACGGGCCCACCUCCCCUCCCCUGCGCCCUGGCCUCAGGGUCCCCUGGCCCAUGCCCUGGAAAACCCUGCCGAGUCUAGUGUCUGUGGACAGCAGCUCCUGGAGCCAGGCGGAACCAUUGACCUGCGAGGCCCAGGGCCGGGGGACUGUGUGGUGGCCAUAGGGCGGCCCCUGGGAGAGGAGGUCACCCUGCAUGUGCUGGAGAACUCCCUGAACUGCAGUGCUGGGGACCUGGUGCUGCUGUGGAGCAGGCUCACGUGGAGGAAGCUGUGCAGGAAGUUGGCUGGGACCGUUGUCAGCUCCCGGGGCAACACGCUGCUGGUGAGGCAGCGCCGCCGGCGGCCAGGGGUCGGUGUGGUGCUGCACUACCACGGCCGGCCGGCCCCACACCUGCCCCACCAAGAAUGUGACAUGCAGCUGUUCGGGCCCCGGGGUGAGCUUGUCAGCCCCUUGCCGGGUCCCGACGGGAGAAGUGCCGGGGGCUGCCGGAUCUUCAUCAACGUGGCCCCACAGGCCCGGGUGGCCAUCCACGCUCUGAUCACCAACAUGGGCACAGCAACCCAUGGGGGCAACCCCGGUUACAUCUCGAUCCGGGACACCCACAGCCUGAGGACCUUCACCUUCCGAGGCGGGCACCGGUCGCUCUACUGGGAGUCAGAGGGCAGCCGGGCAGAGGUGGAAUUCAGCGAGGGCUUCCUGGAGGCACAUGGCAGCAUGCGGGGCCAGUACUGGACCCUCCCAAGAGCAAUGGACACGGGCACUCCAGCCGGCCCUAGCUUCCUCUCCAAGCUCCGACAGCAGGGUCUCAGCGGUGACCUGGAAAGGGCGACCGGAGCCAGCAAGGGACGGGAUGCUUACUGAAGGACCGGCUGCCUGGCCAGCCUGGGGCCCUACUGAGAAGUGGAAGGCAGUCCCCACCCCUCUGGUACCAAUAACAGGAUCGUGUGGCACCCGCA